AAGAUAUGGGUUAAUUUAUUAUGAGGGCUUCCAAAAAGAUAAGUCUAUAAUUACAACAGUACCUAGGUAUAUAAGAAAGUGUUCAUGAAUUUUUAUAUUAUUGGUGGGGUUUGAGUAUCUUACAAUGGCUUUCGCUACUGGCGCUGUCCUCCUUCUUGCCGCCACGGUCGCGGCCGCCGGCAUCCCUGCCUCCCGCAUUAGCGGGGGGGUUAACGCCGAUAUCUCGGACUACCCCUUCGUGGUGCAGCUUGAGAGGGACAACACCGGCUCCGGCUGGUCCCAGACCGGGGGUGGUGUGCUCAUCAACAACUUGAACUUCAUCACCGCUGCGCACAAGUUCACUGACGCUUCCUUCAAGGGCCCGAACUCCUUCCGCAUCCGUGCUGGCUCCAACAAGCGCAACUCUGGUGGCACCACCUACAGCAUCAGAACCAUCACCAUCCACCCCGAGUUCGCCGAGGAAGCUGAACGCGACGCCGACAUCGCCGUCGUCCGUCUCACCAGGGCCGUAGAGUUCACUGACCUCGUCAGCCCUGCUGCCCUGUACGGUGGUAGCUAUGAGGUUCCUGAAGGCUCUGAAGUCACCGUCGUUGGAUGGGGCAAGACCGGUCCUCUGGACGCGAAGCCCUCCGAACUUCUGCAAGAGCUGACCCUUCACACCAUCAAUUAUGACGAGUGCGCCGCUCGUUACGGUUUUGGAGUCACCCCGAACAUGAUCUGCUACGGAAACCUUGAUUCUGACGAGCGCGACAGCCCCUGUUUCGGCGACGCUGGUGGCCCCGUCAUCUACAACGGAGGCGUCAUUGGCCUCAUCUCUUGGGGACAGAGCUGCGCCAACUCCUAUUUCGCUAGCGUCGGAACCUCCGUCCCAGCUUACGUCGACUGGGUGGUCGACGUUGCUAUCGCUCCUUAAGUAAACUUAUUCGAUUAUGUCUGUAAGUGUCUGGAUUGCAAUAAAUAAGUGCUAAAGCCUC
Molecule: messenger RNA, 974 nt
Organism: Plutella xylostella (diamondback moth)
Lineage: Eukaryota; Metazoa; Arthropoda; Insecta; Lepidoptera; Plutellidae
Product: trypsin, alkaline B
Biological process (GO): proteolysis
Molecular function (GO): serine-type endopeptidase activity
Source: RefSeq, a predicted model, not a curated record